GUGAGCCGCCCGCGACUCAACUCACCACCUGACGGAACUCCGCCACGACUGCAAGAAUCAUCCACAAUGGAAACAGUUAAGAAGGUUGAGGAGACGAUGGCCACGGACCUGGGAGCCCUUCUGGACGCUGGGGACGGCGCCAUCGUGAUGCUGGUGGCAGGCGACACACGGCUGGCGGCCCACCGGGCAGUCCUGGUGGACAGGAGCCCCGUGUUCGCUGCCAUGUUCCAGCACGACACGCUGGAGGCCAGCAGCGGAGAGGUGGCCAUCGCGGAUGUGGAGGGCCCGGUGCUGCGCCAGCUGGUCUCAUACCUGUACACCCUGCGGGCCCCCCAGCUGCCCAGCAUAGCCCCCCAGCUGCUGGCCACAGCAGAUAAGUACGCACUGUCGGGGCUUAAGGCAGAGUGCGAGAAACAGGUGGCCGCAGAGCUGGCUCUGGAAACCGCAGCAGCCACAGCGGUUCUCGCUGUGAGGCACUCUUGUAGCAGCCUCAGGCAGGCUGCACUCACCUUCAUCAAGAGACACACCCACCAGGUGAUGGCCACCCAGGGAUGGGCAGAUGCGAUGCUUCGUCAGCCUAAAGAUCUGAUUGAAGUGAGCCGGCUGCUCUCUGAUCCACCGGCAGAAACCAGCACACCAACCGCUACACAAGUGAGGUCCACCACCACCACCACCACCACCACCGCCAGCGCCACCCGCCAGUCCCACAGCAGUCAGAUUCCUGCUGCAGCUGUGCCGGCAACAGCAACAGCAACGGCAACGGCAACAGCAAUGGAAACAACAACGGCUCCUUCACUUGAUGGCGAUGCUGUCUCUCGCAUACAGAGCCUUUCUCAACAAGGGAAAAACAGAAGGCUGAUCUAGGCAGCUGAGCAGGGGGCCGUAGAGGAGCUGAGGGCACUGCUAGCUGCAGGGGCGGAUGUGGGGGUGAGAGACAGGGGCGAACACAGGAUGACUGCCCU
Schistocerca nitens (vagrant locust) is the source of this 962-nucleotide messenger RNA. Its product is annotated as speckle-type POZ protein-like. Gene Ontology annotation, biological process: regulation of proteolysis; proteasome-mediated ubiquitin-dependent protein catabolic process. The transcript is spliced from 4 exons. Gene Ontology annotation, molecular function: ubiquitin protein ligase binding. The coding region runs from base 67 to 864 and encodes 265 amino acids. The record is from RefSeq and is a predicted model, not a curated record. NCBI's taxonomy places the organism in Eukaryota, Metazoa, Arthropoda, Insecta, Orthoptera, Acrididae. Gene Ontology annotation, cellular component: cytoplasm; nucleus.